AUGAAGAUCAAGGAUGCCAAGAAGCCGUCUUUUCCAUGGUUUGGCAUGGACAUUGGGGGAACUUUGGUGAAACUUGCAUAUUUUGAACCUAUUGAUAUCACUGCAGAGGAGGAGCAGGAAGAAGUUGAAAGCUUGAAAAGCAUCCGCAAGUAUCUGACUUCCAAUGUAGCCUAUGGAUCCACUGGCAUUCGAGAUGUCCACCUUGAGCUGAAAGACUUAACGAUUUUUGCUCGAAGAGGAAACUUGCACUUUAUUCGUUUCCCAACGCAUGAUUUGCCUACUUUUAUCCAAAUGGGAAGAAAUAAAAACUUUUCAACACUACACACGGUGCUCUGUGCCACCGGUGGUGGUGCUUACAAGUUUGAAGAAGACUUUCGCACAAUUGGAAACCUCCAGCUGCACAAACUGGAUGAGCUUGACUGCCUUGUCAAAGGCUUAUUGUAUAUAGACUCUGUCAGCUUCAAUGGCCAGGCAGAGUGCUAUUAUUUUGAAAAUGCCUCAGAUCCUGAGAGAUGCCAAAAGAUGCCUUUUAACCUGGACGAUCCAUACCCAUUGCUGGUUGUUAACAUUGGUUCAGGAGUCAGUAUUUUAUCAGUCCAUUCCAAAGACAACUAUAAAAGAGUAACUGGAACAAGUCUGGGUGGAGGGACCUUUCUUGGUCUGUGCAGUUUGUUGACGGGCUGUGAAAGUUUUGAGGAAGCUCUGGAAAUGGCGUCCAAAGGGGACAGCACACACGCGGACAAGCUGGUUCGAGACAUUUAUGGAGGAGACUAUGAAAGAUUUGGCUUGCCAGGAUGGGCUGUAGCAUCCAGUUUUGGGAAUAUGAUCUACAAAGAAAAGAGAGAGUCUGUUAGUAAAGAAGAUCUUGCAAGAGCCAUAUUGGUCACCAUCACCAAUAACAUUGGGUCUAUUGCCCGGAUGUGUGCAGUAAAUGAGAAAAUAAACAGAGUUGUGUUUGUUGGCAAUUUUUUACGUGUGAAUACUUUGUCGAUGAAGCUUCUUGCGUAUGCACUGGACUACUGGUCGAAAGGCCAGCUGAAGGCCUUGUUCCUGGAACAUGAGGGAUACUUUGGAGCUGUUGGUGCUCUUCUUGGGCUGCCAAAUUUCAGUUGAGAUACCCGACGUCACUACACUGAACUAUUUUCCACCCAAAUGACACUUGUUUAUGGCGAUGGGAACUAAAUCAGGGGAAGGGAGAAGAAAAUAGCAGAUUUUCUGUAACUGUUUUUGAGAAGUGAUUAGCUACUGAAUAUUACCAUUGUAAGAAAGGGGUUUCUGUGUUGGGCAUUGAGAAGUGAACUGUUUGGGGAUAUCGUUUGU
Molecule: messenger RNA, 1320 nt
Organism: Merops nubicus (carmine bee-eater)
Lineage: Eukaryota; Metazoa; Chordata; Aves; Coraciiformes; Meropidae
Gene: PANK3
Product: pantothenate kinase 3
Exons: 7
Coding region: 1-1113 (370 amino acids)
Biological process (GO): coenzyme A biosynthetic process
Cellular component (GO): cytosol; nucleus
Molecular function (GO): pantothenate kinase activity; ATP binding
Source: RefSeq, a predicted model, not a curated record